Molecule: messenger RNA, 426 nt
Organism: Candidula unifasciata
Lineage: Eukaryota; Metazoa; Mollusca; Gastropoda; Stylommatophora; Geomitridae
Source: the annotation of a GenBank genome assembly
GAAAGCUGCUAAAGCAACAUUGAUUCUGGUACCCCUACUUGGUCUUCAGUUCUUCCUGUUUCCUGUUCGACCAGACGGGAAUUCAAACUUGUAUCCGAUCUACCUGCACGUCAUAGCUUUCCUGCACGCUUCGCAGGGAUCACUGGUUUCCAUUAUCUUUUGCUUCUGUAACGGAGAGGUCAGAUCUCUUGUGGGUCGAAAGUGGCUCCAGCACCGACUGAUGUCUGGAAGUGUCCGGAAAAAUACUGGCAUUACAUCACAGACAUUUGUGGACGGGUAUUCAGUGGUUGACAGCACCCGUGAAGCCACCAACUUACAGUGUGUGGUCACUCAAGACAUUCACAAGAACAACGUGAGUGGUUUCUUGUCCACAACAAUAGUUAAUUUCUGUUUUAGAACCAAACAACUCGCUCAAUUUGGCUCAGG